Messenger RNA from Chrysoperla carnea, 2887 nucleotides. It is a transcript of the gene OtopLc, whose product is annotated as proton channel OtopLc. Lineage: Eukaryota; Metazoa; Arthropoda; Insecta; Neuroptera; Chrysopidae. The record is from RefSeq and is a predicted model, not a curated record. The transcript is spliced from 9 exons. Gene Ontology annotation, cellular component: membrane. Gene Ontology annotation, biological process: proton transmembrane transport. Gene Ontology annotation, molecular function: proton channel activity. The coding region runs from base 4 to 2559 and encodes 851 amino acids.
GAAAUGGAAGAUAGCUCACCUGAUUUAAGUUUAAAAUUAAGACGUGGAUCAAGUGAUUCUCGAGAUUCAUUUUAUAUGGAUUUUGCGCAAGGGAUUGAUUCAGAUAUUGAGGAUAUUGCAACCACGACAUCAGGUGGUGCAAUACCGGAAAUGGGGGAUGUUACAACCGAAUGUGAUGUUACUACGGUUAGCCCAUCAACAACCAUACCACCAAAUAAGGAUGAGGAAGGGCCAAGUUGGCCAUCAAUUCCUCUAAAUAAUAUGAGCGGUGGGAGUAGAGCAUGUAGUAGUCGAUUGGGUGGUGGUGACCCAUUACUGCCAUCACCAGCUUCCCCAACAGCAGUAAUUGUAUCACCAGAAACCUUAAGUCAUCAUUCAUCAUCGUCACCAGCACGACGUCCAUUAUCCUCAGCUGGUAGCACAACACAUCAUCAUCAAAAGCAACAAAGUGGUAGCAACCGAUUUAGUGGAAUAAGCGUUGGUGGUGUCACGCCAUCGUGUUCGCAUCAUCAUGUGUCAUUAUCUUCACCCAUCAGACAGCACGGUGACAGUAGCAAUAUAAGUAGUAGCCGUGGUGGAAUGAAUACAACGGAUGAAGCGAGUAAAACAGGAAGGGAUGCUGUAAGUCAUCAUCAUCAUACACGGCGUACACAACAAAAACAAAAAGCUGGCCCCCUUGCAAUAGCACCCUUAAGUUUUCAACAUCAUCAUGUUGGCGGUCUUCAACUUCCUGCACUAAGACGACCCUCUCGUGUUGAACGCCAGACUGAAUGGAAACAACUUGGCGCUGAUGCGUUAGCAACAACAUUAUCCGCUUUGUAUGGGAAAUUAUUAGUUGUAAUGGGAACUGCAUUUCCAAUGGCUGAAGUUAUAUCAACUUAUAUACCACCAUCUUUUUAUGAGUGGUAUUAUUUAUAUUUGUACAUUGGAAGUAUGUUGUUUCUAUUAUACAUGUAUACGAUGCUAUUAACGGAGAAAAAGAACAGGAAAAAAGCAAGAAUGAAAAGUAAUUUAGCAGCUAAAGAACUUUCAAUUAGUGAUAGUGGUGAAGAAUCAGGCACAGCAACGUCCAGUAAACAAUCCGAUGAUUCCGGUAGUACAACCUCGGAUAGUCGAUAUCGUGUCGCUGUGAAUGCAACAAGACGAUUAUCAUUUUUAAUGACCCAACCUCACCAGUACCAUUAUGGAAGCUUUUAUUUACGAAUGGGUGCAGUAGCUUUUGGAAUUGGAAGUAUGAUCUAUUCAGGUUUAGAAUUUGGACAGUAUUUUGAAUUGGAACGGAAUACAAAGUGUCAUAAUGUUAUGUUAGCUUUAACGCCAGCAACUCGAAUGGCAUUUAUUUUUAUACAAAUGUAUUUCAUUUUCUUAACUAAUGAGCAAAUGAAGGUUUAUAAACAUAAAAUAACUGCCCGAUUUGGAUUGAUGCAUAUGAUUGGAACAAAUUUAUCAGUAUGGUUAAAUGUACUCGUCCAAGAAACUAAACAUGAAAUUUUAACUUUCUACAAUCCAGAAAAUAAUUCUUUACGAAUAUCACAUCGGUUAGGUUCCAAAGUCUUACAUUUCAGUGGUCGUGAGGGUGGAGGCCAUGGUCAUGGCGAACAAUUAGCAUUAACUGCCACACAUCAUAUAGUCGCACGAGGUUUAAAAGGCCCCCAUGCAAUAUACGAAUGUCGUCGUACAAACAUAAUUGGAUCAUUGGUUCAAGAUGCCUCACCAUUUCUAUUUCCUUGUACGAUUGAGUACAGUUUAAUCUGUGCAGCAAUUCUGUACGUAAUGUGGAAAAAUAUCAGUAAACAACCAAAACAAAUUAGUAUCAUCGAUAUUAAAUCUACAAAUGAUGGUUUAGCUUAUAAAAAAUCACCCCAUCACUAUUCCGUAGAUUGUGCUCGCGCACAUAAAGGUCUAUUCGUUGGUAUAUUAAUCCUAGUCUUAACAAUUAUAUCGCUAAUAUUAUUUUUUGUAUUAAUAUCACGACCAGAAUUUGUAAAUUUAGCCGUAAUGGAAGUGAAUAUUUGUGAGUUAACAUUGUACGGUGUUAGUACAUUGGCGAGCUUAAUUGGUAUGUUUCAAGUACGGGUACUUAAAUACGAUGGAGGUCGUAAUUUGGAAUUAGAUAAUAUUUUAUUAAUUGGUGCCCAAACUGGGAUGUUUAUUUACAGUAUGUUUACGAUUAUUGGUGGACAAUUUACAAUUGAAAAAAAUACGAUUUUAGUUGUAAUAACAGCCCUAACGUCCUUAGUACAAACUACAUUUCAAACGAUGUUUAUAUUAGACGCAUCACGACGCUCGUGUGUUACACCAGAUCAAAUACGACGUAAACCAGGACGUGAAAUUGUAACAUUUUUAUUGGUAACAAAUUUAGCAAUGUGGGCAAUAUCAACGUUAGAAAAAUCUCGAGCAGAAUCACACCCAAUACAAUUGCAUUUUUAUGGCUUAUGGGCAUGGACAAUAAUUACCCAUGUGUCAAUGCCUUUGGCAAUAUUUUAUCGUUUUCAUUCGACUGUUUGUUUAUGUGAAAUUUGGAAGCGGGCCUAUAAAAUGAAGCCUACUUAUAUGUAAAACACAAUCAGUUAGAUAUUUAGUAUAGUCUAAGCAACAAGUUCAAAUUGGUAAAAUAUAGAAAUAAUGUCCCACUUUCCGAAACUCCUGAAAGUUUAUCUGCAUUAGGGAGCGUCCAUAAACCACGUAGCCUGGUCAAGAGGGAGGGGGGUGAGUUUGAAUGCUACGCUGAACCACGUAACGGGUGGGAGGAGGUAAGACAAGAGCUAUCACAUGUAUUUUUUGACCAUUAUUUCUAUAUUUCAUCAACACGAACUAAAACGAACUUGUUGACUAGACUAUAUAAUCAUUUAACUCCUGACUUUUUGAAAAAAUUAUCGUAUUAGGA